Molecule: messenger RNA, 5223 nt
Organism: Cotesia glomerata
Lineage: Eukaryota; Metazoa; Arthropoda; Insecta; Hymenoptera; Braconidae
Exons: 6
Coding region: 1749-4796 (1015 amino acids)
Source: RefSeq, a predicted model, not a curated record
UUUACAAAGGAGAUUAAGUUCUUAAUAUGUCAUAAUAAGAAGGUACUUGCUCCGAAACAUGUUUCUGUUAUUGAUGAAGAGUUAGUAGACAAUUUGAGGGAUCAGGACAUUCUUAAUAAAGCUGCUUUGAUAUUGAGGAAAUCAGUACUACAAAUUGAGAAAAAAAAAUUGCCAAAUAAUUUAUCUGUUCAGGAUCUUAAAAACGGCGAAGUUUCAGUGCCAGAAGACUUAUCCCAAUUUUAUUGUACUCUUAUUGCAGGAAGUAACAGCAAAAGGAGAAACAAUUUUAAGUGUGUUCGACUAGUUAAAUCCUUGAGCCAGGAUGCUGUCUAUGCUAUCUUGAAUGAGACAUUAGUGAAUUGAGACAUUAGUGAAUUCCUUAAAAAUUCAGAAGACGCUGCCAGCAACGACAACAUCACUGAUGACGACGAGGAUGACUUGAAUGGACAAUAUCAUGAUUGGAUGAACGAUGAAAAUUCCAAUGACUGUCCCUGUUGAAAUAAUCCUAUAGAUUCCAAUAAAAAAUAACUGUAUUGAAGUCUAAUGUGCUUUUGUCGCUGCAAAUCCAUAUACAUAUCUAUACAAAUUUUCAAAGGAAAAAAAACGGAAAGUCUAAUGGAAUUUAUAUGUCUCGAGAAUUUCUAUCUGGAUUUUAAUAGAAUUUGUAUGCCUAGAGAAUUUAUAUCUGGAUUUACCAAGCUGUACUUAAGCAAGUGGGUUCUAUUAGAAAAUCCAGUAACAUAGCGUAACGAUAAAAAGUGUUUUCUGUUGGAGUGUCCAGUUGUAUGAUAACCUUAGUUUAAUAUGUUUUUAUCGGUAAAUUAACUUUAAGAGUAUCUUACGUCUACUUAUAUCAAUCGGACUAUCCCGAGUGGAUUGUUAUGCCAAGUCUAUAGUUAUACGACUGGAUAUACCUAGGAGUAGUUGUGGGCCUCUAUAUGCAAAGCCAGUAUUAUAUUACAAUCACUUUUAUGUAUUUUCAUCUGUAAAAUGCAAUUAAGACUAUCUUAUAACUAUGUGGUAUCAAAUGGAUAAUUCAGAUUGGACUUUUGUUUCAAGUCUAAUGUUAUGUAUCUGGAUAUACUCAGAUGUAGCUAUAGGCCUGUAUAGGAAUAUCCGAUAUAAAAAUAAGAGUAUUUUAAUGUAUUUUUAUCUGUAAAUAACAAUUAGAACUUCCUUAAGGGGAAACGGGUGCAGAUUUAUGACCGACAAUUUGAUGGAUUUUUGUUUUUAAAUUUUUUUAUAUGUUGCUCUGAAUAUAAUGACCUAAAAAUUUGCAUGGAUGUUCAAAAUAAUAUAAUAAUGUGCUAAAGAAUUUGAUUUUGUAAAUUUUAUGCAAUAAAAAUUACAGAUUUAUUUAUCGAUCGAUAUGUGAUUAGUAUUUCAUCAAUAUUUUAAAUUUGUGUGUAUAAAAUGUAAAAACUGAAAUCUUUAGCGCUUCUAAACAAUAUUUGUAACAUAAAUAAGUAUUUGUUUAUUUGUAAUAUUCCGAAAAUUCGGCAGGAAAUUUUAAAUAAACAUUGGGUCAUAAUUUUAUAAAUAAUUGAAUUGUAAUAGUCCACGAUCCCAGAGCGUUCUGACAUAACUUAUUUUCACAUGGAUGAAACCUUCACGAAUUAGUAACGUCUAGUAUACUUUAAAUACCUGCCUACUUGUGGAGCUUGCCCUGUGACACCUGGGCAGGUACCAGGUGAGAAAGGAUAUUCAUUACCCACGUAUAAAUUGAUUCUGACCUCGAGGCAUCAGUCAUGUUUGCCUACGUGAAGUUUUGUCUACCGGACAAUGGCUUAUGUAUUGUGAAAACAAGUCAGAUAGCCAAAUUUAAAAUUCCGUUUGAAAAAAAUAAAAAGUACAAGGUCACUUGUGAUGAUGAUACAGUUAAAAAAGCUGUGGUUAUUUACGCCGAAGAAACUGAAGAAAAACUUCAACAGACUAUAGAUAGUCAGCGUACCAAAUUUCCUCCACUUUCGAAACUAGUUUCUGGCACUGAAGAGAGCGAUAUGGAUAUGACAAAAAAUAACCGUGAAAAAAAAACAGAAAGUGGCGAUAAUUCUAUCCAAUCUGUCCUUCAAGACAAAUUAGCCUUAAAAGAAAAAGAAUUAAUGAAAUCUAAUGGUGCUGAAUCCCAAAAAAGAGUAAAUAAACAGUACCUACAACUAUCUCACUGCCCGAAACGCGUUUGCAUAAGAACAAAACAGAGGUGGAACCUCUUGCAGCAGCAGUCUUCUGAUCACUCUGUUUCUGUGACAAGAAAUGAGAAUAAUAUUGAAGAUGUUUCAGAAAAUUUAAGUAAUUUCGAGUGUCUCGUGAGUAAUAAUGAGUCACUCUUAAGCAGCGAAAAUCAUACAAAUUCAAAUCUUUUUGAUAAUGAACAUACUGAAUUUCUAGACGUAAACAAUUUGAAUUAUGUAUAUAAUAUGAGCUCAGAAAGCUCUUCAGACAACGAUAGUUCUUCUUUUCAUGUAAACUGUGAUGAUUUUUCAUCUGAAGAAACUGAUUUUUCGUCGGAUAGCGAUUCUGAUAGUACAAAAGAAAAUGAUGUUAAUUGUUCCUCUAAUAAUAAUUGUGCGUCUUGUGAUGAAUCAAAUUUAUUUAACACCGACCAUAUGCAAGGUAGCCUCAUGAUGUUUCCUAGAGCACAAUUAACUAUUGCAGAUGUUUUAUUAAUGAUUACUGUUUACUCUAUAAAAAAAAGAUUAACUAAAAAAGAUGAAAAUGAUUUAAUCGAGCUUGUAAAGCUUUUAGCUGGCCCGGAAUUCUCAUCAUGGAACCCUUCGCAACAUGCACGAGAUAAAGCAUAUAAUCCCCCAAAAUCUAAAAUUAAUACACAUUUUUAUUGUACGAAUUGUAAUAUUAUAUUAACUUCUCAUAAUAACUGCAAAAGAAUGAAAACAAAAUCUAUAAAAUGUACAGACUGUGAAACCCAGUACAAGUUAACACUAGAAAGCCCCAACCAAUUUAUACUCAUCGAUUUUGAGUACCAACUGAAGACUCUUUUGCAUGAAGAGGAUGUUCAAAAAGAUUUAUUGCAAACAUUGACCAAAAUUAGUGAAAGUCAAAAUAAUGGUGUAAUUAAUGACAUCUAUGAUUCUAAACUAUAUAAAAACAUUCAAGGUUCUUCACCACAAACAUUAACAUACAAUCUUAAUACUGACGGUGCACCAGCAUUUAAAAGUUCCAAUCGUAGUUUUUGGCCAAUACAAUUACAUUUUAAUGAACUUUCACCGCGAAUUCGCAAACAAAAUAUAAUUCUUGCUGGUAUGUUUUUAACCUCAUCAGAACCUAGUCCGGAAUUAAUGAAAAUUUAUCUUUCAAAAUUCAUUGAUGAUGCUGAAAAACUUAUGAAAAAUGGAUUAAACAUUACUAUACGUAAUUCAAAUGAACAGAAAAAUUUUAAAUUUCACUGUCUUCUUGUAUGUGUGGAUUCAGUUGCUAGGCCUGUCAUACAAAAUCGAUAUCAGUUUAAUGGCUAUUAUGGUUGUAGUUGGUGCUACGCACAUGGUGAAUAUUAUAACUCUGCUAUGCGUUAUCCAAUAGUUGAAAAUGACCCUGCUUUAAGGACGCAUAAUGAUCAUGUUCUUGAUAUUGAAAAUGGUGAAAAAUUAAGUCGUCACAUCAAUGGUGUAAAAGGACGCACAGCACUAUUACGAUUAAAACAUUUGGACUGUGUGUGGAGUUUACCUGUAGAUUACAUGCAUGGUGUUUUGCUAGGUGUUUCUCGGCAAUUAUGGUCUAUAUGGACUACACCAAAAACCCCGUAUUACUUAACGUCCAAAAAUCGUGAAGAAAUUGAUAAACGGUAUCUUAGUAUAAAAAGACCACAUGAAAUCCAUAGGCUGACGAGAUCUAUUAAAACUAUGGCAAAAUGGAAAGCAUCAGAAUGGGAGUCAUGGUUGUUGUUUGACAGUUUGCCUUGUUUGGAUGGAAUUUUAAAAAAAGAGUGCUUAGAUUCAUAUUGUCUAUUUGUGUCUAGCAUUUAUAAACUUUUAUCUGGGAAUAUAAGUGCGAGAGAUAUCGUUCAAUGUGAAUUAGAUUUAUUGCAAUUUGUUGGCGAAUGUCAAUUAUUUUAUGGAAAACAAGCAAUGACGUUCAAUUUACAUUCCUUAGUUCAUGUCGGUGAAUCGGUAAGACAAAGCGGUCCUCUCUCUUCUAGCAAUACAUUUAUUUUUGAAAACGAAAUAUUCAAUUAUAAGCUUAAAAUAAAUGCUGCUCAUGGUGUUUCCCAGCAAAUUGUUAUGGCAACUUUAAAAACAAAUCACAUUCGGAAUAACAUCGACAAUGCUACAGAAUCAACCGUCUGUCGAAGUUACUGUAAAAAUUUAUUUCUUCCUCAAUAUUUAACCAAAUAUGUACAUACAAGUAAUGAUGCAAUGCUUACUAGUAAAGCGGAUGAACCAAAUGGGAGAAUUCUUCAACUGCUUCGCCAAUCGAAUAUUGAAAUUACACAUGAUGUUAAAGUUUACAGCAGAUGUUUCUUUAUAAAAACAGUUAUUCAUAGUGUUAGGUAUACUAGACCAAAAAAAACUGAUAAUACUACUAUUUUAUUGAAAACUAAGAAAAAAAUGCAAAUACAUGACUUUGUUGUUGCAAAUAACAUCUGUUAUUUAUAUGGACAUGAACUUAUAACGAGUACACCUGAAUUUUGUACAUCACGCUUAAAUCAUAUAUUCGAAGUAGACAGUAUCCCAGGAGAUGAGAUUUUUGUUAAUGCUGAGUGUUUUGAAGCAAAACUAUCAUUUUACACCACUGGAGUAAAGAGUUAUGUUUCUUUGCUUCCAAGACACUUAGGAAAUUAACAAGAUGAUAGAACAAUUUUAAAUAAAAUGGAUCAACAAGAAGCGGUAGAAGUGGAUAAAGAAAACGAUUCUUCUGCUAUAAAUAUCUCUGAAAUAAAUGAACCAUUAAUUUACUCUAAACCCGCUGAAGCUACUCUGUCAACAUCUGGAAAUUCUGUAGAGAAUGAUGGCUAUCAAAACAAUGAAAUCAAAAAGAAUGAUCAGGUUUGAAGUUUUCAAUUUUUAAUUUAUAAUAUAAUAAAUAUCGUACUUCCCAGUAAACACGUUUACGUCAAUGUGACGUCAAAAUGACAUUGGGCUAUGUCAGGAUUUACGUAAGAUACAAGUCACGAAUGAGUCAUAUGUGACUCAUUAUUUCACACUUCUUGACGUAAGAUUCUGACGUAAAAAUAUGACGUAGUCAUGACGUCGGUAUUAUGUCUCAAUG